Messenger RNA from Lagenorhynchus albirostris (white-beaked dolphin), 2189 nucleotides. It is a transcript of the gene NME6, whose product is annotated as NME/NM23 nucleoside diphosphate kinase 6. Gene Ontology annotation, molecular function: nucleoside diphosphate kinase activity. Bases 85 to 693 code for a protein of 202 amino acids. Gene Ontology annotation, biological process: UTP biosynthetic process; GTP biosynthetic process; CTP biosynthetic process. The transcript has 6 exons. Lineage: Eukaryota; Metazoa; Chordata; Mammalia; Artiodactyla; Delphinidae. The record is from RefSeq and is a predicted model, not a curated record.
GAUGGUGAGCGAAACAGAUCCCUGCUUUCAUAGAGCUGACCUUCUGGUUGGGAAGAGCUAACUGAAGAAAACGUGAAAGGAGCCAUGAGAAUGUAUAACAGGGGAAGUGAACUAAGAUCUAGUGGGAGGGAGAUGACCUCGAUAUUACGGAGCCCUCAGGCUCUCCAGCUUACUCUGGCUCUGAUCAAGCCUGAUGCAGUUGCUCACCCACUGAUUCUGGAGGCUGUUCAUCAGCAGAUUCUGAGCAACAAGUUCCUUAUUGUACGAAUGAGAGAACUUCUGUGGAGAAAGGAAGAUUGCCAGAAGUUUUACCAAGAGCAUGAAGGGCAUUUUUUCUAUCAGCGGCUGGUGGAGUUCAUGGCCAGUGGGCCAAUCCGAGCCUACAUCCUCGCCCACAAGGAUGCCAUCCAGCUCUGGAGGACAGUGAUGGGACCCACCAGAGUGUUUCGAGCACGCCACGUGGCUCCAGAUUCAAUUCGUGGGAGUUUCGGCCUCACUGACACCCGUAAUACAACCCAUGGCUCAGACUCUGUGGUUUCAGCCAGUAGAGAGAUCGCAGCCUUCUUUCCCGACUUCAGUGAACAGCGCUGGUAUGAGGAAGAGGAGCCCCAGUUGCGCUGUGGCCCUGUGCGCUACAAUCCAGAGGGAGGCAUCCACUUUGCAGCUGGAACAGGAGGCCCAGGGCCAACCUGACGCAGGCCUGUUGGUCUGUGAAGAGUGAUGGCGUUGCCCAGCCUUUUCUCGCAGAGCUCUGGUCCAGAGCAUUCUCCUAGGACCAGGGAGGCCUGGGGCUCAUUGUGCCAUCUCUGCUGGGCACCGCCACCUGCAUAAGAGCCUAGCUCCUCACUGCUACCUCUUCUAGAAUCUAACUCUCUAUCUACCUCUUCUCUGGAAUGUUCAUGGGUGGUUCAGAGGAAUGAUGGCUCCUUUUUUUCUGAGAACUGUUCAUCUUUUUUCAAGGAGGGGCUUGCCUAACUGACUUGCCUGAAAAAUGCAGUGACUGUAUUAGCAACAUUUGGUCUAUUUUCCUUAAUAAAAGUCAGUAUUCUACUGAAUCCUGCAGGCUGGGAGCACUACUCUAUGUACUGUCUCUCUAUCCCUAACUGGAAUAAUUAAAUCUGUCCUGAAGUCAAGUUUCUGGUCUAUGCUAAGUAAAGAGAGAAUUGUGGGACUUGCCUAGUAGCGCAGUGGUUAAGAAUCCGCCUGCCAACGCAGGGGACACAGGUUCGAGCCCUGGUGCGGGAAGAUCCCACAUGCUGCAGAGCAACUAAGCCCGUGCGCCACAAUUACUGAGCCUGUGCUCUAGAGCCCGCGAGCCACAACUACUGAGCCCACAUGCCACAACUACUGAAGCCCACGCGCCUAGAGCCUGUGCUCUAAGAUGAAGCCACCACAAUGAGAAGCCUGUGCACUGCAACGAAGAGUAGCCCCCGCUCGCUGCAACUAGAGAAAGCCUGCGCACAGCAACGAAGACCCAACGCAGCCAAAAAUAAAUAAAUAAAAUAGAUUAAUUAAAAAAAAAAAGGGAGAAUCGUGAAGAAAUCUCCCAGGAGGUUCACACACAGUGUGCAGCUUAUGUAGUGCAUGAGGCACCCAGUGACGGAGCUGACUGUGGGCUCAAAUCCAUGCUGUGCACCUGGCACAGGGCUGCAUCCUGGAAGAAGGGGCACCUUUCAUUUGAACAAAAGUAUGUCUGCCCAGUAGAGGCAUAUUGUUAUGACUCACUUUUUUUUCUGAUUUGCACAAAGCCACUAAAGCUAGCCAUGUCUCUGCUGUAGCUGAGGAUGACAGUUAUCUAUUGCUGCAUGACAAAUCACCUCAAGAUUUUGUGGCUUAAAACAAUGACUUAGAGACGUCACUGGUGGUCCAGUGGUUAAGAAUCCGCCUUCCAAUGCAGGGGAGAUGGGUUCGGUCCCUGGUCGGGAAACUAAGAUCCCACAUGCCAUGCAGCAAUUAAGCCCGCACACCCCAACUACUGAGCCCAUGCGCCACAACUAGAGAGGCCACGUGCCACAAACUACAGAGCCCACGUGCUCUGGAGCCCGCGCUCCACAACUACAGAGCCCACGCACCACAACUAGAGAGAAGCCCAUGAGCUAUAACAAAGAGCCCGCGUGCUGCAGUGAAAGAUCCCAUGUGCCACAACUAAGACCUGACACAGCCAAAAAUAAAUAAAUAAAUAAAUAUUA